Teleopsis dalmanni is the source of this 1237-nucleotide messenger RNA. Its product is annotated as activating signal cointegrator 1 complex subunit 1. NCBI's taxonomy places the organism in Eukaryota, Metazoa, Arthropoda, Insecta, Diptera, Diopsidae. Gene Ontology annotation, cellular component: nucleus. The record is from RefSeq and is a predicted model, not a curated record. Gene Ontology annotation, biological process: DNA alkylation repair; regulation of DNA-templated transcription. Bases 113 to 1162 code for a protein of 349 amino acids. The transcript has 7 exons. Gene Ontology annotation, molecular function: RNA binding.
UAUUUUUAUUCAGCUGUCAAAAAGUCAAAGCAAAGCGGUUGAAUCGUUUCGGCACAACAAAAAGUAUAGUUUCCAGAUAUUGUAAUACAAAUUACAACUUUUAUAAUACAAAAUGAGCCGAGAAGUAUUAUCUCCACCAUUACAACAAAUGGGACCCAAUCGUUGUUAUCGCGUUAAUUUGGUGCACGAAGACUUUGGAGGCAACAAAACACAACAACAGGCAACUAAAGAAUAUGUGGAAAAUGAUUUAUACACGCAAAGCGAUGAAGAUGAGGAUGAACAGGAUUUUCCUAUAGAGGAACUACCUGAUUCAACUUUUAAAUUAGAAUGUCAUGUACACAGUGAAUUCUACGGAGGUAUAAUCGGUUUUAAGGGCAACACUAAACGUCGUCUUGAAUCUGAAACUCAAACUGAAAUUAUUGUGCCACGACAACGCAAUGUUGGAAAACAAUCUAACAAUUUAAUUAUUAAAGGAAAAUCAAGAUCCAAUAUUCUUUCUGCACACCGUAAAAUUAAAGCAAUUUUAAUUUCAUUGCGUAAACGUAUGCCCAAAACUCAUUUUGUGGGUGUUGAUCUACACAAAACUGAGAUCAGGGAGAAGUUCAUCGACUUUAGAACGCAAAUUUUGGAAAAAUCUUAUCCUGGUAUUGACGAACACCUCUUUAUGCCAGAUAAUCGCUUACAUCUGACUCUACAAACUUGUGUGUUGUUAGAUGAAACUGAACGUACAGAAGCAGUUAAAGUACUGCAAAAUUGCAGUAAAUAUCUUGAAGGCAUCACUACACCAUUCGAUGUAAAAGUAACUGGUCUAGAAAUUAUGAAUGAUGAUCCAAGUGCUGUACGUGUACUCUAUGGAACGGUUGAUGCUCCCGAAUUGCAAAAGUUUGGAGAUUUAUGUUUAGCUGCUUUUAUUAAAACUGAUUUGUCUUUCAAGGAGUUCGAUCGGGAUAAUAUUAAAUUACAUAUGACAGUUAUGAAUUCUCGUUAUAGAAAAAAGAUCAUUGAAAAUGCACCAGAUACAUUUGAUGCACGAGAAAUUCUUAAGCAAUUCGGGAGUUUCAAUUUUGGCACAACAAAAUGCAAUGAGAUCAGUUUAUGUGUUAUGGGAACGGGUAGCUUGGAGAAUGUUUUUUAUAAAAAAACUAGUACACUUAACUUUUAAGACCUGAAUCUAAAAUAAUUUUGUAAAUUUGUAAUAUUUAAAUAAUAGAAUAUAAUUCCAUUACAUUUUAAUAAC